AUGGCUAAAGCGAAGCAGCAAUCGGUGCUAUCGUUCUUCAAGAAGACGCCUGUCAAGGAGACCAAAAAACAGGAGACCAAGACGACGACUUCCAGUGACAACACGCUCGUAGAUGAGAAGACGUCUCCUGCCACCCCUGUUACUCCAGAGACUGUCACGAAGAGCACCCUCAAGUCCCUUGAGGCCACAACCAUCUCUUCGAGACCGCCACCCAAGUUCGACACAACCGGCAAUGUUCCCACUCCUAGCAGCGAAUUCGAGGAUGGAGAGGAGCAUAGCAGUCCUGUUAAGAGACACCGAAAACAACGAGUUCAACUAGACGAUUCCGAUCUCGAUCUCGAUCUCGACUCUGAGGAUGAGGCAGCCUUCAAGCCCACUCGAUCCAAACGACGAGUCAUUGAUGACGACAGUGACACUGACGGAUACGUACCCAGUGAAGAGGAGGCUGACGACCAUGUCAUUGAGGGUGCUGUGAACGAGGCUGAUGUCAGUGACGUUGAAAUGGCCGACGAAGACGACGAAGAGGAGAUUGUGGCUGUCAAGAAGAGAUCCUCUCCCAAGAGUUCUCAAUCAGGCUCUUCUGCCCUGGCAAAGUUCUCGGCCAAGUCUUCAUACACUAGUGACAAAUCGGCACGACCUGCUGCCAAAAAGGCUGCCGUCAACGGAGGAGGCAAGCACUCAGAGUUUGCCAAAAACAACACAGAGCGUUACAAGUGGCUUAUUGAUAUCAAGGAUGCCCAGGGUAAUCCCGAAGGUUCUCCUGACUACGACCCCCGAACCCUUUACAUUCCUUCUUCCGCCUGGAGUAAGUUCACAGCUUUCGAGAAGCAGUACUGGGAGGUCAAGAGUAAGAUGUGGAACACGGUUGUGUUCUUCAAGAAGGGCAAGUUCUACGAGCUAUAUGAGCGAGACGCAGACAUUGCUCAUUCUGAGUUUGAUCUCAAGCUCGCUGGAGGCGGACGAGCCAACAUGCGGCUCUGUGGAGUUCCCGAAAUGUCCUUCUUCUCGUGGUCCAACGCGUUCAUCAAAAACGGACACAAGGUUGCUCGUGUGGACCAGAAGGAAAGUGCUCUCGCCAAGGAGAUGCGAGAAACUGCCACGCUCAAAAAGGAGGACAAGGUCAUCAAGCGAGAACUCUCUCUGGUGCUGACCAGCGGUACUCUUACUGACGAGAAGAUGCUGACUACCGAUCUGGCCACUUAUUGCAUGGCUGUUAAGCAGGAAGGCUCUCGAAUUGCUGUGGCAUUUGUGGAUACCGCUUCUGGAGCCUUCCACACCUCUUCGUUUGAGGACGACGCAGACUUCUCCAAGUUUGAGACUCUGGUAGCCCAGAUUCGACCUGGAGAAGUUCUUCUGGAAAAAGGUAUCAUCGACAAGGCUGUCGUCAAGAUCCUCAAGCGAAACACCACCAUUAAUACUCUCUGGAACUACCUGAUCCCCAAGGCCGAGUUCUGGGACGCCACCACUGCCAUGGAGCAGCUCACACGAGGCAAGUACUUUGAAGCUGAGGAUUUGGACGACAUGUCCAACUACCCUGAACAUCUCAAGAGCUUCAUUGAGGACGAUGUGUGCAUGUCCGCCUUUGGUGCUCUGCUGUGGUACAUGCAGUAUCUCAAGCUGGACAAGGAGCUUGUCUCUCUGGGAAACUUUUCUGACUAUGAGCCCAUCCAGAGCGAGUACAUGGUGCUUGAUGGUCACAGUCUGCAGAACUUGGAGGUUUUUGCUAACUCUUACGACUCCACAGAUGCCGGCACUCUGUUCAAGCUGCUCAACAAGUGUGUUUCUCCCUUUGGAAAGCGACUGCUUCAGCAAUGGGUCGCCCUUCCUUUGCUUGAUCAGGUCAAGAUUGAGGCUCGUCUUGACGCUGUAGAAGCAUUCAUGGAGGACGAUUUCGGUAUUGAGCGACGGCUGGCCAAGCUUCCUGAUUUGGAGCGUCUGUUGGCCCGAAUUCAUGCUGGUCGAAUCAUGCCUAAGGACUUUGUUCGAGUCGUCGAGGGUUUUGAGGAGGUGUACCACAUGGUUGCUGCGCUCAGCGAGAAGGCUCCCGAGUCUGCUCCUCUAAUUCGCACUCUGAUCGAGUCUCUUCCCAAUCUGGAGACUAUGCUGGUUCCCUGGGAUACCAAGUUUGACAGACAAAAGGCCAAGGAAGGUCUUCUCAUCCCCGAGCCUGGGGUGGAAACGGACUUUGAUGCUUCCCAAGGGACCAUCAAGGGUCUGGAGGACGAACUCAUGGUCAAGCUGAGAGAGUACCGAAAGGAGUACAAGAGCCAGGAGAUUAAGUUCUACGACUCCGGCAAGGAGAUCUAUCUAAUUGAGAUGCCCGUCAAGCUCGUCAAGCAGAUUCCCAACUCGUGGCAACAGAUGAGCGGUACCGCCAAGGUCAAGCGGUUCUGGAGUCCAGAGGUCAAGGCUCUGGUUCGAAAACUGAUGGAGGCGCGAGAAGACCACAAGACCAUCGAGGCGGCCAUGGAGCGACGGAUGUACGCCCAGUUCGACGAGCACUACAGCUCGUGGCUGCGGUGCGUUGAGGUGUGUGCUCAGCUGGACUGUCUGCUUUCUCUGGCCAAGUGUUCUCAGACUCUCGGCUCUCCCUCUUGUCGGCCCGAGUUUGUGCCCUAUGUUUCGGGAACAGAUGCUACUCUCAAGUUUGAGGGGCUGCGACAUCCCUGCUUCGACUCUACCAAGCAAUUCAUUCCCAACGACGUGUCCCUUGGUGGAGAUGAGGCUAACAUCACUCUGCUGACCGGUGCCAAUGCCGCUGGUAAGUCUACGGUACUGCGAAUGACCUGUACUGCCGCUGUGAUGGCUCAGAUGGGCUGUCAUGUGCCUGCAGCAUCUGCUCGUCUAACUCCCAUCGACCGAAUUAUCACACGUCUUGGAGCCCAGGACAACAUCUUCGCAGGCAAAUCUACUUUCUACGUGGAGCUCAGUGAAACUAAAAAGGUAUUUGACGCUACUCCCCAAUCUCUUAUUGUACUGGAUGAGCUUGGACGAGGAGGUUCGUCUGCCGACGGAUUUGCCAUUGCCGAGGCUGUGCUUCACCAUGUGGCUACGCAGGUGGGCUGUCUGGGUUUCUUCGCCACGCAUUACGGUACGUUGCACACUUCAUUCACACACCACCCUCAAGUGCGACCCAUGCGAAUGGCCAUUCUGGUGUCCGAGGCGUCCAAGGAGAUCACCUUCCUGUACAAAUUGGAGCCCGGAUCGUCGCCUGGCUCUUUCGGUAUGCAUGUGGCUGCCAUGUGCGGUAUUGACAAGAGCAUUGUCGAUAACGCUGAGGAGGCCGCGAAGAAGUUUGAGCACACCGCCAAGAUGAAGAAGCUGUUGGAAGCUGCCCAUUCCGACGACUACAUGCCUCUGGGCGCCUUCUCUGACUUCGUCUGGCUGCUCAACAACCCCACAGACUUCACUCAGCGAGGUGUUCGUACCAUGGCCGGGUACGUGCAAUAG
Messenger RNA from Yarrowia lipolytica CLIB122, 3450 nucleotides. RefSeq lists its product as uncharacterized. Gene Ontology annotation, molecular function: mismatched DNA binding; ATP binding; ATP-dependent DNA damage sensor activity. Gene Ontology annotation, biological process: mismatch repair. The record is from RefSeq and is a predicted model, not a curated record. Gene Ontology annotation, cellular component: nucleus; MutSalpha complex. NCBI's taxonomy places the organism in Eukaryota, Fungi, Ascomycota, Dipodascomycetes, Dipodascales.